AUGAGAGCAUCCCUCUGCUUCUUUGAUUUCUUUUGUCGAGGCUUGAGACGUAUUGAGAGCAUGAGAACCCGGCGCUCAUUGGUCAAAGAAGAUCACGUAUCACAGGGGGCUUAG
Messenger RNA from Colletotrichum tamarilloi, 114 nucleotides. RefSeq lists its product as uncharacterized. Lineage: Eukaryota; Fungi; Ascomycota; Sordariomycetes; Glomerellales; Glomerellaceae. The coding region runs from base 1 to 114 and encodes 37 amino acids. The transcript has a single exon. The record is from RefSeq and is a predicted model, not a curated record.